UUUCAUACAGCGUUUAGAUAUUAGUGUUUCGUUUUGUAAAAUCAAGUUACAUAGUUAUUCACCAAAUGGAUGAAAUUAUCCAUUCCGUUAAUUGUUGAAUUACACAAAUACGAACGAUUUUAUAUUUUUGAUUUUAUCAUUAAAAUUAAGCUGAAAGAGUGCGUAGACGUCUACAUAGGAUUAUCUGCAUAGUCACGUUCGCUUAACGCCAUUUUCGUACAAUAAAUGAUACAAAGGUAAAGAGUGGCACACGUAUAGCUCAAUUUCACGAGUCGGUCACCAGGCAGUGCUCAGUCAAGAUUUGUUUUUUGGCAAGUCAAAAAAUAAUAUUUUACGUAAGAUGGCAUCAAGUAGCAAUACAUGGUCAAAGGAAAAGGUUGCUGCUAUUUCUUUAUUUUGGCCGAGGCAGCAGGAAAUAGGCAAUGUAAUAAAAGGGAAACUAAUUAACGCCAUGAUACAGCCAGCCGGUGCACUAAAUAAUUACCUCCAAAUUGUGAACGAACUACCUAUUGCAAACGAUAAAAAGGGAGAAUUGACCAGCCUGUAUUACACCGCUAAGCUUUCCGCAUUCAAUUCCGCCUGUUCGUACACACUGUUCAAAGAAUUGAUUGACAAAGUCAUUGGUAGGAAGGGGGCGGAAUCAAAGGUGGGGAUAUUUUUGGACGCGAUGAGAGAGUGGCAGGAUGGAAGUGAUGCUGUCGUUGCGGCAAACUGGGGAGAAAUUGAAGGCCUUGACGAGGCCGUGGUGGAAAUUCUCGCCGCACAGCAACAUUUACAAGGAAAUGGUGAGGACACUGUGGAUGCUAAGGAAGAUCUGGGGCCAUUCCCAAAUCCGAAAUCUGCUUUGGAUGAAGGGUUUUUCGAAUUUGAUCCAAUACAAGCGGAAACUGAACUUCCCGACGGAACAAGUGUUGGUGGAUAUUUUGAAGGAGAAAUCCUAAAAGUAAAAGUCGUCAAGGCGAAGGAAGCCAAAUCCGGAAGUGGGAUAUACAAAAUGUCUUCGAAACCACGCGGCGUCGCGUUAAUAAUGAACAACAUGUUUGAUAAGAAGAAGGGAGAAAAAAGGAUAAAUUCUCCCCGGGAUGGGUGCGAGCAUGAUGAAAAAUACAUGGGAAACUUAUUCCAACAAUUAGGAUUUAACACAUUUGUUGCAAAAAAUGUUGCAAAAGACCGAAUUGUCGCCGUCAUGGAAAAAUAUCGGUCCCUCAUUACGGAAGAAAUGGAUUGUUUCGUCUUCGUUAUCAUGAGUCACGGCCAAUUAAACGAGAUUCAAAUGGCGGACGGGAACUCUAUGAAUAUUUAUGCCGAUUUCUUACCCGAAAUUACGAGAAAGAUGGCGCCGGCUUUUAGCGAGAAGCCUAAACUCGUAUUUUUUCAGGCGUGUCAAAGCCUUGAAAAGAAGAAGAAAUUCGAGUCCCACGAUGGUUCGGGUCAGUCGAAAAACGAAACGGAAACAAGUUCGGUGGAUCACGUCCGCCUGUUUUUUCCCGCCCUUCCCGCCGACGUGGCGAGACGUCAAUCCGCCACGGGAUCAAGAUUCAUUUACGCCUUGACAAAAGUGUUCAUGGAGCAAGCGCAUGAAAAACAUAUUGACGGUUUGCGCAACGAGGUAGCCAAGGUCAUGAAGAAUAUGGAACUUCCCCCCGGAUUUGAAAGGCAGAAUCCAAAAAUGGAUAUUCUAGGAGAGUGCGAUAAACUCUACUUUAAUCCGGGGCUGUGAAAUGGGUAAAUUUUACUUUUCGCUAUUUGUGUAACAAUGGACUUGUACAUAUUAAUAUUUUGCAUACGGAACAGGAAAUUUAAAGGAUUUGUAAGAAUUGCUUAUGUUUUGUAUGUAAUUUGCUUUUUCAAAAUAUAAAUUUGUAAAUCCAUUAAAUUUUUAGUUUCAUCAAGUUUCAAUAAAUAAUUUAUACGGGUCAAAUUUAGGAUUGUGCCGAGCUUUUUUAAACCUUUAAAAACAUUUAUAUAUGUACCAUUCUCUCUAAUUAUACGUAAAUAAACAAAUAAAACACGUCACAUUUGAUA
Messenger RNA from Folsomia candida, 2025 nucleotides. Its product is annotated as caspase-2. The transcript is spliced from 7 exons. Lineage: Eukaryota; Metazoa; Arthropoda; Collembola; Entomobryomorpha; Isotomidae. Bases 341 to 1720 code for a protein of 459 amino acids. Gene Ontology annotation, biological process: proteolysis. The record is from RefSeq and is a predicted model, not a curated record. Gene Ontology annotation, molecular function: cysteine-type endopeptidase activity.